Thermothelomyces thermophilus ATCC 42464 is the source of this 885-nucleotide messenger RNA. RefSeq lists its product as uncharacterized. Lineage: Eukaryota; Fungi; Ascomycota; Sordariomycetes; Sordariales; Chaetomiaceae. The transcript has 3 exons. Bases 1 to 885 code for a protein of 294 amino acids. Gene Ontology annotation, molecular function: oxidoreductase activity. The record is from RefSeq and is a predicted model, not a curated record.
AUGUCUCUGAGGCCAGUCUUCCUCAUCACGGGCGCCUCCUCGGGCUUCGGCGAGGCCAUCGCGCACGAGGCUCUCUCGCGUGGGCACCACGUCAUCGCCACGGCGCGCAACGCCGCCAGGUUGAGCGCUCUGCGGUCGGCGGGGGCGACCGUGUUCGACCUGGACGUGACGAGCGACGACGCGACGCUGGCGGACAUCUUUGCCAAAGCGCACGCCGUCCACGGGCGCAUCACGCACGUUGUCAACUGCGCGGGGUACCUCCUGGAAGGAGCUGUUGAGGAGGCCAGCGCCAAGGAAGUGUUCGACCUCUUCAACACCAACGUGCUCGAGACAUGCAACAUCGCCCGGGCUGCGGCGCCGUACCUGCGCGAGUCGGCCGGGACGCCGGGGCAGACGGCGGCGCUGGCGACUUUUGGCUCUCUAGGAAGCUGGUGGUUGGGGGCGGCGGUAGCCCAUUACUGCAGCACCAAGUUUGCCGUGAGUGGGCUGACCGAGGGCCUUGCGGAGGAGCUGCGACCGUUUGGGGUGGACGUCUACUGCUUUGAGCCGGGAUACACGCGCACAGGGUUCUUGAAGAACGGGGCGGCCGACGGCGGGGACCACCGGAUCAAGACGGCGCGCCGGAUGGAUGUAUAUCACGAAACCGAGGCGGAGAAGAUGCGCGGCGCCAUGGACGCCUACAACGGAAAGCAGCCCGGCGAUGUUGUAAAAUGCGCGCACGUCAUCGUCGACGUCUUGACCAAGGAAGGCGUUGCCAAGGGAAGAGAGGUGCAAGUGAGGGUCGUCCUCGGGUCCGACACCAUUGAGGCGGUGCGAGCCAAGUGCAAUGACACACUGAAGCUGGUCGAGGAGUGGGAGGACAUUUCCAGGUCGGUUAUGCACUGA